UGAUGACAACACAGAAGCUCUUCCUCACCACUUUGAUUCUCUCACUCCUCCAUUCUACAAAUGCAAACUGCAGUCUUUCUGGGUGUGGUGAUAUUGGCAAUAUCACCUUCCCUUUCCACCUCAAGAGCCACUGCGGCUAUCCCCAACAUGAACUAAUCUGUGAAAACAAUAGCACAUUCAUCUAUCUAAACUCUAUCAAAUACCAUGUCAAGGCAAUCAACUACCAAAACUCCACAAUCAGACUGGUUGAUGCUUCCAUAAACAAUGAUACAACCUGCCCUUUCCCUAACACUUCCUCUGAUUUCACCCGCUCUUCUUCUCCAUACUAUUAUUCCAACUUAUCUGAAGAUUUGUCAGUUAACUUCAUUAGCUGCCCAUAUCCAUUGAACAAUUCUUCCAUCUUUACAGAUAUAACUCAGACUGUGCCUCUAAUUUAUCACACUCCACCUUUAGAUAUGUAAAGGUUGGGAGCAUCGAGGCCUUAGAGGUACCACAUAUGUGUACAUUAGGUCAAACAGUCUUGACAUCGUGGCGGGAAUUGGUGCAUGAGAAGAUUGCUUCCCUCUCAGAAAUCCACCAGGCUCUCUUGUAUGGUUUUGAACUCAACUUCUGUUAUAGUAAUUGCAGUGAAAAACCAACAAAAUUGGAGCAACUCAGGUAUCGCUUAUCAACACAACCUUAUGACUAUCUCCUUAUUCCUUUGGCCAUUAUAGUUUUCAUAAUUGCAGGGGUAAGCCUUCCUGUGACGGUCAUCAUCGCAAUUACUGGUCUAUUACUACUCUCAUUUACAUCCCUUUGGGAAGAGCUACAAUACAACGACUACUAUCAAACUCUGCUGCUGCAGGGAGCAUAUCAUCAAUUUGUGUUCAUUGCAUUUGUCGCGACUUGUGUGGCAAUUACAGUUUGUUUAACCGCAGCACUAAACCCUCUUCUUAUAAUAACCAUCGGAGCUGGAGUUGGAUUAGCACUCUACUUUAUUAUUACCUUCAACUGGGGCGUGUAUAUGGUGAAUGACCUUAUGUACAUCACGUUACCUGCCAUUAUCACUGGAAUGAUCAUCUGGGCACCAAAGAUAAUAAUUUGUCCUUUGGUAGUAUGCUUUUUGAUCUACAAGUUCCAGAGAAGGCGCUUGUCCUCUUUUGAGGAAAUAGAGUCAUUCCUACAAAGUGAAAAUAAGCUCGCUCCGAUCAGGUAUACGUACUUGGAUUUAAAGAAGAUGACUAAGAAUUUUAAAGAUAAACUAGGCCAAGGAGGCUACGGUUCUGUUUACAAGGGAAAGCUCCGAAGUGGCCAUCUUGUAGCAAUCAAGUUGCUCGAAAAAUCUAGAGAAAACGGGCAAGACUUCAUGAAUGAAAUAGCAACUAUUGGAAGGAUCCAUCAUGUGAACAUUGUCCAGCUUGUUGGCUAUUGUGCUGAAAGAUCCAAGCGUGCCCUCAUUUUUGAUUUCAUGCCAAAUGGGUCGCUUGACAAGUACAUCUUCAACCAAGAAAGAGCCUCUUCAUUAGAUUGGGAUAUGAAAUUUAAGAUUGCAGUUCAAGUGGCCCAGGGGAUUGAGUAUUUGCACCAUGGUUAUGAUAUCCAGAUCUUGCAUUUUGACAUUAAACCUCACAACAUACUUCUUGAUGAUAAGUUUAUCCCAAAAAUAUCAGAUUUUGGAUUGGCGAAAUUAUGCUGCACAAACAAGGAGGCAGUGUGAUAAGGGUCUCACGUCCCUAAACCCGAUCGACGGCUGAUUUGGCUCGACGAGCGGUACUUCUUCCGGCGUCCUGUAGCAGGAUCGGCGGCUUCUUCCAGCGGCGGCUGUGCGCGGUUCCUCCGUCGGGCAGCGGCGAGCUAGGCAGGAUAAUAUGCACGAGACUUUUGUGGGCAAAUAGUUUAAGUUUUUAUUGAUAAUUGAAUUAAUGAACAUAGCCCUAUUUAUAGACUAAGGACCCUAGGGUUGGUUCGACUCCUAAUCCUAACGUAUCUCGGGAAAGAACCAACAAAGAAAACCCGAAAUAAAUAAUUAACAAAAAUAAACUAAUUACCAAAAAAUAAGAAAUAAAUAAAAGGAAAUAAAAUAAAAAAUGACGCUACUUUGGGACGUAGUCUCCGAACAAGUCUGGUGGUCGUCGGUUCCUCCGUCCCUUGGUCGUCGCGAUUGACGGAGGCACGUUCCUCUCCACCGGCGCUUCCGCCUCUCGUGUUGUCUCUUCAUCCGGUGCUUGGGGCUCUAGUGCAGGGUCCGUAUCAACCCCCCCCCCUCCAUAGCAACCUCCUUGUCCUCAAGGAGUACGUUAGGGAAUCUGCGCUGCACUAACUCGAGCGGUCCCAGGAUGGCGACGCGGUGCCAUCGGACCAACGUACCAACACAUGUUCCAUAGGUCUAUCCUCGUGCCACAACACGCGCCUAUCCAAU
Molecule: messenger RNA, 2398 nt
Organism: Salvia splendens (bonfire salvia)
Lineage: Eukaryota; Viridiplantae; Streptophyta; Magnoliopsida; Lamiales; Lamiaceae
Product: rust resistance kinase Lr10
Exons: 9
Coding region: 497-1696 (399 amino acids)
Biological process (GO): protein phosphorylation
Molecular function (GO): ATP binding; protein kinase activity
Source: RefSeq, a predicted model, not a curated record